Phacochoerus africanus (Common warthog) is the source of this 3596-nucleotide messenger RNA. RefSeq names its product coronin 2B (gene CORO2B). The transcript has 12 exons. Gene Ontology annotation, molecular function: actin filament binding. Bases 323 to 1765 code for a protein of 480 amino acids. Lineage: Eukaryota; Metazoa; Chordata; Mammalia; Artiodactyla; Suidae. The record is from RefSeq and is a predicted model, not a curated record. Gene Ontology annotation, biological process: actin filament organization.
UUCCUCCCCCCGCCCCCCAGCCCGGGCCCUCUCCCUCGCUCCCUUUCUUCCUGCCUCGCCUUCCUGCGGCGAAGGAGGCUCAUCUAUUAUAAAUGCACAUUCGGGGCUGACAUCAGCGAGGAGCGGCGGGCGAGCGCCGACGAGCGGUCCCUGCGCGCUGCCCGCCCGGAGCGCGGCCCCCAGGCUCUGCUGAGCCUCCCGCGGGGCGCGGGGAGCGCGCCGAGCCGCGCAGGACCCCCUUCCCGCCUCCGCCUGGGGCCCCCUGCGGACCCCGGCCGCCGCCCCUGCACGCCGCGCUCCCGCACCGCCCCGGAGUUUCUGCAUGACUGUCACAAAGAUGUCCUGGCGUCCGCAAUACCGCAGCUCCAAGUUCCGGAACGUCUACGGCAAGGUGGCCAACCGGGAGCACUGCUUCGACGGCAUCCCCAUCACCAAGAAUGUGCAUGAUAACCAUUUUUGCGCCGUCAAUGCCCGUUUCCUGGCCAUCGUCACCGAGAGCGCAGGAGGUGGCUCCUUCCUUGUCAUCCCUCUGGAGCAGACGGGCAGGAUUGAACCCAACUACCCCAAAGUCUGCGGUCACCAGGGCAACGUGCUGGACAUCAAGUGGAACCCCUUUAUCGACAACAUCAUUGCCUCGUGCUCAGAGGACACGUCGGUGCGGAUCUGGGAAAUCCCCGAGGGCGGGCUGAAGCGGAACAUGACGGAAGCUCUCCUGGAGCUGCACGGGCACAGCCGGCGUGUGGGGCUGGUGGAGUGGCACCCCACCACCAACAACAUCCUGUUCAGUGCCGGCUAUGACUACAAGGUCCUCAUCUGGAACCUGGACGUGGGUGAGCCAGUGAAGAUGAUAGACUGCCACUCGGAUGUGAUUCUCUGCAUGUCCUUCAACACCGACGGCAGCCUGCUCACCACCACCUGCAAGGACAAGAAACUGCGCGUGAUCGAGCCCCGCUCCGGCCGCGUUCUGCAGGAGGCCAACUGCAAAAACCACAGAGUGAACCGGGUAGUCUUCCUGGGAAACAUGAAGCGGCUUCUCACAACGGGGGUCUCCAGGUGGAACACGAGACAGAUUGCCCUCUGGGACCAGGAGGACCUGUCCAUGCCCUUGAUCGAGGAAGAAAUCGAUGGGCUUUCUGGCCUCCUGUUCCCCUUCUACGAUGCUGACACCCACAUGCUCUACCUGGCUGGAAAGGGAGACGGAAACAUCCGGUACUACGAGAUCAGCACCGAGAAGCCCUACCUGAGUUACCUCAUGGAGUUCCGCUCCCCAGCCCCGCAGAAAGGCCUAGGGGUCAUGCCCAAGCAUGGGCUGGAUGUGUCUGCCUGCGAGGUGUUCCGAUUCUACAAGCUGGUGACUCUCAAGGGCCUGAUUGAGCCCAUCUCCAUGAUCGUGCCCCGGAGGUCGGAUUCCUACCAGGAAGACAUUUACCCCAUGACGCCAGGCACGGAGCCAGCUCUGACCCCCGAUGAAUGGCUGGGAGGCAUCAACCGAGAUCCCGUGCUGAUGUCUUUGAAGGAAGGCUAUAAGAAGUCCUCCAAAAUGGUAUUCAAGGCGCCCAUCAAAGAAAAGAAGAGCGUUGUGGUCAACGGAAUAGAUUUAUUAGAAAAUGUCCCACCCAGGACAGAGAAUGAGCUCCUCCGAAUGUUCUUCCGGCAGCAGGAUGAGAUUCGGAGGUUGAAAGAGGAGCUGGCCCAGAAGGACAUCCGCAUUCGGCAGCUGCAGCUGGAACUGAAAAACUUGCGCAACAGCCCCAAGAACUGUUAGCUCCCCGGCUGGGCUGUUUCUAAGCCAAUCUCUCCGUUGUUUCUACUCGUCCCGUAACUUCCCUGUAUCCGGUGACCCCAGAGACAGAGCCAGGACUGGAGCUGGGGGAGAGCCUGAGGACCCCACCUGCCACCUCGAGAACUGGAAGCUGACCUUUGACCUCUUGACCUCGUGCUAAUAAAAGCCCCCAGCCUCUCCUGGAGACUCAGGCCGGCAGCCCCACUCCCGGCUGCCCCAGGAGCCUCAGCUUCCCCUCGGCUGGGCAAAAGCCAAGGACUCCCAGAGGGGUGCCCUCCGUGGACCAGGGAGCGGAGGGGGAUGCCAGGACCCCAGUAGAUUUAGAAGUAACGUUUUCCCUACGAAGGGGGCUGCUGGGACAUCUCCGUGCUCCCUGCUGGGGCUCACAGCGGCCCUGAUGGACACCGGGAAGGGCUGGAUUGCAGGCAUCAGCUGGUCUCCCUCCCCCUGACCCCAGCCCUGGAAGCCUGAUUCAGCUGACAAGGGCUACAAGCAGCCCAGCUCCUUUGUCUCUUGCCCCCCUCUCUUAUCUUCAGGGAAUUAAGAGGAUUGCUCGCCAAGGCCAUAAUGACCCCUUUGCCUUCCCAUGAUGCUCUUCAAAGCUCUGGCAACACCCUUUUCCCAUUUACUUUGUGAGGCAGGCAGGGUAAGGAAUAGUGUCCCCCAGAUUUUACAAAUGACUGAACCAAGGGUUGCAACGGGGACGUGACUUACUAAGUCACGCAGCACGUGAACAGUGGACCCAGGACUAGCGGUGUCCAGACCGCGGGCCUGGCCCUUCCCACCGCAUCAAGAUGCCAAUCCCACAGGGACUUCGCCAGGGCCCAUGUCUCCGUGGAGGAGCAGGACUGGGAGCCACCUUUACCGCCUCCCCACACCAGUAGUGCCAAUGUGUCACACUGCCCAGUUGAGGCCCCUCGCACUCAGUGCCCCUGCGUCCUCCUGGCCCCACCCUCUGCUCUCGGCCCAGGGGGCUCCCUCUGAGAUGAGGCCUCUUCCUGGAAGCAGAGGCUGAGAAGGGGGGGGGAGGUCUGGCCCCAGGAAGGCAGGGCAGGGGCCUGAUGGCUCCGAAGGCUGCUCUGCGCACCUCUCACCCCCACACUCUCAGCCUCGUUCAGCCUUACGCUAGUAGAACCACCACAGCCCCUCAUGUCGGUGUAGCACUUUAAAGUUUACACAGCUCUUCAACACAUAGGAUCCCAUUUGAGCCUCACUUCAGCUCCCAGAGGCAGGGAGCGUUCUCCCCAUUUUGCAGAUGAGGAAACUGAGAAGUGGCCCAAGGUCCCAGGACCUGGGAGAUGCCACAUUUCACUUGGUCUUCUACAAUUUUCUUUUUUUCUUCCAUUUCUCCCUUCAUUUCUCACUACCUACGAGUCGGUGAACACUGUUCUCAGAAAAGUCAGUUAGGGGGUGACUUUGAGUUCCGGACUGGAGAUCAAGAAAUGAGUGUCCACUCUUCUCUCUCAUUAGCUAGAACCUGCUGCACGCAUUGUGCUCCACACCUGCUAGUCCCAAGGCCACCCUGCAGAAUAACCAUCCACAGAGGCAGGGCUCCCGAGGGCCCCUCUGGGUGACCUGGGCAGGGAAACCCCCCCACCCCCUCGGGCUUUUCCUCCAAGAACCUUUUAGCCUCUCAGCCAGCUAAAGCAGGGUCUCCUCACCCCCCUAGACCCCACAGCUAGACUGUGUCAGCUCACAUCUCCUCCCCACACUUCUGCAGCUUUUUUUUCUUCCCCACUGACCUUUGUGGUCGUCUGUGAUUAUUUAUGCUGCCUCCUGAGGAUAGAAUUGAAAUAAAAUGUUUUCAACUUAA